AAGAAAGGUCCAUGGAAAAACAAUCAGCACAAUUACAACACUUUUCUUCUAUCCUUACAAUGAAUACUAUAGCAUCAAACUCUUCGGAUCUCACGACCAAGUCUGGUCCCCAAACAUCUCCGUUUAGCAACAUGUAUUUCCUCACAACACUUCAAGCUCUUGUAGUCAUUUCUCUCUUGAUGAUAUUCAAGAAAAUAAAGUCAUCUUCACAUAACAAGAAGUUGCACCCUCUCCCGCCGGGUCCCAGCGGCUUUCCAAUCGUAGGAAUGCUUCCAGCAAUGCUUAAAAACCGUCCGGUUUUCCGGUGGCUUCAUAGCCUCAUGAAAGAGCUUAACACGGAGAUAGCUUGUGUGCGUCUAGGAAACACUCACGUCAUUCCUGUCACGUGUCCUAAGAUAGCACGCGAGAUUUUCAAGCAACAAGACGCACUCUUUGCAUCAAGACCACUCACCUACGCUCAAAAGAUACUCUCAAACGGCUACAAAACCUGCGUGAUCACACCGUUCGGCGAACAAUUCAAGAAGAUGAGGAAAGUGAUCAUGACGGAGAUUGUUUGUCCGGCAAGGCACCGAUGGCUACAUGAUAAUAGAGCUGAAGAAACCGAUCAUCUAACCGCUUGGCUUUACAACAUGGUUAAAAACUCUGAACCGGUCGAUCUCCGCUUUGUUACAAGGCAUUACUGUGGAAAUGCUAUUAAGAGGCUUAUGUUCGGAACGAGGACGUUCUCGGAGAAAACCAAACCCGAUGGUGGACCAACCAUGGAAGAUAUUGAGCAUAUGGAGGCUAUGUUUGAGGGGUUAGGGUUUACGUUUGCGUUUUGUGUUUCGGAUUAUCUACCCAUGCUUACGGGACUGGAUCUAAACGGACAUGAGAAGAUCAUGAGAGAAGCUAGUGCGACUAUGGAUAAAUAUCAUGAUCCUAUUAUUGAUGAGAGGAUUAAAAUGUGGAGAGAAGGAAAGAGAACUCAGAUUGAAGAUUUUCUAGACAUUUUCAUCUCUAUCAGGGACGCAGAUGGCCAGCCUUUGCUUACCGCUGAUGAAAUCAAACCAACCAUUAAGGAACUUGUGAUGGCGGCGCCGGACAAUCCAUCAAACGCUGUGGAAUGGGCCAUGGCGGAGAUGAUAAACAAACCGGAGAUCCUCCAGAAAGCAAUGGAAGAGAUCGAAAGAGUCGUCGGAAAAAAAAGACUCGUCCAAGAAUCCGACAUACCAAAACUUAACUAUCUCAAAGCUAUUAUCCGUGAAGCUUUCCGUCUUCAUCCCGUCGCCGCGUUUAACCUCCCACACGUGGCACUCUCCGACACAACCGUCGCCGGUUACCAUAUCCCUAAAGGAAGUCAAGUUUUACUUAGCCGUUACGGUCUUGGUCGUAACCCUAAGGUUUGGUCUGAUCCACUAAGUUUUAAACCGGAGAGACAUCUUAACGAAUGUUUGGAAGUGACUUUAACCGAGAAUGAUCUCCGGUUUAUCUCGUUUAGUACCGGAAAAAGAGGAUGUGCUGCCCCUGCGUUAGGUACGGCCAUAACUGUCAUGAUGCUCGCUAGGCUUCUGCAAGGGUUUAAGUGGAAAAUAGCUGGAGGUGAGACACGUGUCGAGUUGAUGGAAUCGAGCCAUGAUAUGUUUCUUGCGAAGCCUUUGGUUAUGGUCGGAGAAUUGAGGCUGUCGGAGGAAAUGUACCCGGCGGUAAACUGAGGCGACAGUGAUGUAUGGCGACGAUAUAUAUGUAUUCUAUGAAUAAUUAUAUUUAUGUAAGUGUAUAAUCUAAAGUUUGGUCAUAUCAUUAACCAAACUUUUUUCGGUUUUGGUCCUUUUUGGAAACACUUGAAGUGUGUUUCCUCUUGCUUUUUCCUUUUCUAUAUAUAUUUUUAAAUUAUUGGUUUUAUUUUGGUAAUUAAUAAGUAGGUAUUACCUCGCAUUUGAGUGUCUCCUUAUUUUGGUUUCUAUUCACAUCGAUGUUUAUGUAACAAACAAAAUAAAAAAUCAGAUCGAUGUUUAGUCAUGAUUGCAUCACUCAAUACUCUAGUUAGAGCACCAUUAUCGCUCGUUUCUUAGGUAGGUUUUUAAUGUUUUUAGAUUUAAAAGAAAAAGAAAAUUAUGCAUUAAGAGAAUAUACGUCUCUUAAGAGCAUCAUUAACGCGAUUGCUUAAUGGGGUGCUUAGGUUUUUUUGUAAUUAAAAAAAAAAGAAAAUUACCUUUAAUUUGAAGCUCCGUAGCUUAAUUAAGCAACACAAGCUCCGUUGCUUAGGAACACGCGUCCUCUCCCUACUUCCCGUCCCUGCUUCCCGUCGAGUCGAAUCUUCUUCGGCGAUACAAGAGACACGGCUGCGUCACCGUCGCCGUGUCAACACGAAAGGGGCGUUUCUGUGCGAAUAGGCUCAAACAAGGAGGUUGGUGGUCGGAUCAUACUCCUCACAUCUUCCAUGAACCGUCUAUGCAGCGUCAAAAGCAGCAGUGGUUUGAAGCUAUUGUGCAGGGAUCUCUAACUCUGUUAUCUGUACCACUGUUAACAAGGUUUGUGCUUCAGGCAUGAAAGGUGCUUUCAGCGUUAAUGAUUGCUGCUCAGAUUAUUCAGUUGGGGAUCAUAGAUGUAGUCGUGGCGGGUGGCAUGGAAAGCAUGUCUAAUACACCUAAAUAUCUGGCUAAAGCAAGGUAUAUAACAAUGGAAUGCUAAAGGAUGGACUAUGUGAUGUAUAUAACUACUGUGGGAUGGGAAGCUGUGCAGAACUAUGCGCUGAUAAAUUUGAGAUAACGAGGGAGCAACAUAUGAACGAAACGUGUGCCUACUGAGUUGAAGAAAGCAAUCAUGCAAGCCCGAGGGGAGAAGAAGCUCACCCAGUCCCAACUCGCUCAAUGCUAGGGUUAAUGAUGCUCUUAAUUAAGGGCAACAAGAGACGUAUUUACGAAACACGUGUCCCCUUUUCGUCGCCUCUCUUUCUCUUUCUGGUGAAUUCUACUCCGCCUCUUUCUUCUCUCCUCGAUGAUGAAUGGACUCCUCGUCUCUCUCUUGCUCUCCUCGCCGUGGAUAGUUUAAUCUGUCUCUCCUUCUCUACUCUGUGUCUGUAUCUGUGUCUCUGUCGUCGCCUCUAGUAGGUCAGGAAGAGAUGCUUCCCCUACUUUCCGAUAAAUAAACAAAAACAGAAGAUUUUAUGCUUAAUAUGCUCUGUUUUUUUAUUACAGAGCUUUAGUUCUACUUAGCUCAUGUGUCUAAUGAAAACGGAUCUCUUGUUGUCUUGUGCAGGUAAUAAUAACAGUACACUCUUUGACUCAUCUCAAUAUGAAUUCUCUGGUCAAAGUCUUGAAGAAGUUGAAUUGGGAGGUCUUGAUGAUGAUGCCGCUUCUGUUCUCGAACAUGCCGACCAUGGUGAUCACUUGUUUGAUAAAAGAGAGGGUGCAGGUUUGGGAUCAUUGUCUGAAAUGGAUGAUCUUGCCACAACUUUUGCUAAGGUUCUUCUGCUAUAGAUUGGACACAAGAUAAUGACUUCACAAGCUGGUUGGACCAGCACACGCUUGAAGAACAAGCACAUGAACCUAGCUGGUCUCACAGCCACAUUCAUCAUCAGCUAACUCAAACUCUUUGCACAGAACAUCCUCGUAUCCUCAACAACAAUCUUCACCAAGUCACAUUCAUCGCGCUCGCGCUCCUUCCGGCGUGGACGGAUGAAGAGACAAUGGCUAUUUUAG
This is a messenger RNA of Raphanus sativus (radish), 3680 nucleotides long. Its product is annotated as tryptophan N-monooxygenase 2. The coding region runs from base 12 to 1691 and encodes 559 amino acids. NCBI's taxonomy places the organism in Eukaryota, Viridiplantae, Streptophyta, Magnoliopsida, Brassicales, Brassicaceae. The record is from RefSeq and is a predicted model, not a curated record. The transcript is spliced from 10 exons. Gene Ontology annotation, molecular function: iron ion binding; oxidoreductase activity, acting on paired donors, with incorporation or reduction of molecular oxygen; monooxygenase activity.